GGAAAAGUAUAAAAAUUAUGUUGCGCUAAAUCAAACACUACAAGCAAUCCGGAUCUAACAUUUGUCUAUUAAUUAUUUAAUUUAAAGAAAAAACAUGUCUAAGUUUGUUUUGCUGUUGAUUUCUAUGACUAUAUUUGAUAAGACAGCAAAAUCGCAAUAUCUCCGGCAGCAACCCUACAGCAUAACUCCAAGACAAAUGCCGGAAUACAUCGAAGGGCCCAGAGUUUACGACGGACCAAGGAUCUUCGAGGGCCCUAGAUUCUACGAUAGUCCCAGGCUCAUCGAGAGUCCGAGGCUCAUUGAGGGCCCUAGGCUCAUCGAGAGCCCUAGAGUGAUAGAAUCCCCUAGGAUAUACGAAGCGUCAAGGAUCAUCAACCAGCCUGUGAUAACCGAGACACCAUGCAACAGUGUCGCUCCAAGGGUUCCAUCGGCCACGAUAAUUACGGACUGCACUCCGACCGUCUGCAAGAACUUGGCCAACACAAUCCAGUUAAUGAUCAUCUGUAAUUUACUACAGAACACAAAGGGUGGUCCCGAAUUGGCUUUGCAGUUGGCAUCUCCGGUACUAAACGAAGUUUUUACUUCGCCGGUCUUUUCAUGCGGCUGUCCUAAUCCGUUCUCGCCUAACGUCGUUUCUCCUAAAGCGGUUUCCCCUAGCAUGGUCCCUAACUUUAUAACGGCAGCUUUUAACAGCCCCGUAAGUAAUGCACAGCCGACAUGCAGCUUGUUAUCGAAUCUCAUGAGCUUAUUUGGUAACUCUAUAUAAACCCAAUUCAAUUAUGGUCAUCCAAUCUAUUUAUUUAUUUAUUUAAUAAAUUAUUCAAUAAAUUAUUUCUUUGACA
Molecule: messenger RNA, 842 nt
Organism: Bombyx mori (domestic silkworm)
Lineage: Eukaryota; Metazoa; Arthropoda; Insecta; Lepidoptera; Bombycidae
Exons: 2
Coding region: 95-766 (223 amino acids)
Source: RefSeq, a predicted model, not a curated record